This is a messenger RNA of Sipha flava (yellow sugarcane aphid), 1726 nucleotides long. RefSeq names its product glycosylated lysosomal membrane protein B-like. The transcript is spliced from 6 exons. Lineage: Eukaryota; Metazoa; Arthropoda; Insecta; Hemiptera; Aphididae. The record is from RefSeq and is a predicted model, not a curated record. Gene Ontology annotation, cellular component: lysosome. Bases 240 to 1445 code for a protein of 401 amino acids.
CUUUUGUUCCUUUCGUGUUGCCCAUAUGCAUUUUCCUUUAUCGUUGUCCAAUGACGGUUAUAAUUCCAAUUGAAUGAGUAAACACAAUAUCUAAUAUUAAAAGAACAAUAGAACAUAGGCUUUCGUAUUUAUCAUUGUUAUUAUUGUUAUUAUUUUCGUUUGUUUAAAAGAAAUUUUCAAAUUACAUAAUUUAAAAAUUAUUACAAGUUCGGUUUUAAUGCAGUGAAAACAAACUAAUAAUGAUUGUAUUCAAGAGUGUUUUAUUUGUUGCGAUGAUCUUCAUUACAUCUUCAAUGGCCGAUAGAAAGUUGCAUGCUGAAUUAAAUCCUGGAUGUUUUGAACCUGAUCAUUGCACUUCUGUAUCUAAACUAUUAUAUAUACGUGCUGAUGGUGACAACGACACUGUGCAUUAUUUAUUUGAUUUCACUCAAAAACCAUCAUUAGUUAUUGUAACAACUGCAAAUAAUGCUAAUAUUCUUGUUAAAUAUAAUGAAACUCAAUCAAAUGUCACAAUUAAAUUUACCAAGGCUCCAUUUUAUACGUUUGCAUCAGUUUUUAAUAAAAUGUACGAGUUUGAUGAUGUUAAUGAUACAGCACUAUUAAAUAAUGGUAAACAUUACUUAACAAUAGAUUUUAAGAAAUAUGAUUGGAAUAUGAAUCUUUUCAAAAUUAACAUUAAUGAAUCUGUUGAAGUUAACAUAUCUAGUAAUUUAUAUAGAGCACCAAGUAUUACAAAAACUGGUACUGUAUCUAUAACGUUGAAAGUGUACGGAAAAAAAGAUAAAGGAUCAAAGUUACCGCAUCUUGUUCAUACUCCUGAGUCUGGUGAACUUACACUUACACUUGAUCAGUUAUCUACGAAGUUUUCUAGUUCACGUUUUGCUGUUGAAUUACUUACUCUUAGUUCUUUUCCAUUUAACAAAUCUGAAAAAUUAGUAGCCGAACAAUUUUCUGAUGAUAAAUCAUCUUCUGGUACAUUUGUGACUUAUCUGAUGGAUACGAAAGGAGAAGAAGAUGAAGAAGGAGGUGGUUAUCUUAGUUGGAGACCAGUUGUAUAUAAAGCAGCCAAUACACAUGCUUUAAAUUCUUCUUCAACAGCUCAGUAUACUAUUCAAGAUUACAAUAGUCAAGAUAAUGAGAUUGACUGGAUUUCAACACCUUUGUAUAAAUUGUAUGGAAAUGAAUUAUUUAAAAAUAGUUAUCUUUUGAAGGCAACUAAUGUGUCUUUUGGAGAACCUGCUGAUGGAUACUAUGCAAAGUCAAAUUAUCUUUAUUGGACUUUCUUGGUAGGAGUUGGUGCACCUCCUAGCUCAAGUUUAGGUUUUCUUGAAAUGUCAAUCAUUGCUAGUCUUCUAUUAAUGUUGACCAUAACUAUGAUUCUUUUGUUUUGCAUAUUUAUGCGUUGGAUGUCCAGUAAACGUAACUCUAUUAUUUAUGGUCAAUAAGAUCAUUAUUAGUACCUAUUAUAUUUAACUAAGCUUUAUUAGUGAUUCUGUCAAGCUUAAGCUCAGGUUUUAAUCUCUUAAACUAAGUAUGUAUUUUUUGUCUGAAAGUUUUGAGCUAGUCCUAUUUAUUUAAGAUAAUUGACAAAUAUGUGAUUUUAUUAUACACUCAUUCUAAAUUCAUAUUUAAUUUUUUGUUGCUCGUUUGACAAUCAAUUCUUUUUUGUUCUAGUAAAAGUAUAAAAAUUUGUAUAUUUAAUAUCAUUUUUAUCUUAAGUGGAAAA